Molecule: messenger RNA, 783 nt
Organism: Ogataea philodendri
Lineage: Eukaryota; Fungi; Ascomycota; Pichiomycetes; Pichiales; Pichiaceae
Exons: 1
Coding region: 1-783 (260 amino acids)
Biological process (GO): Golgi to vacuole transport; vesicle fusion; intracellular protein transport
Cellular component (GO): membrane; SNARE complex; endomembrane system
Molecular function (GO): SNARE binding; SNAP receptor activity
Source: RefSeq, a predicted model, not a curated record
AUGUCUUUUGCCAAUCUGGACCUGGAGGCCCAGAAAAGCGUUGUUCGGCCGUCCAAGUCGACGGCGUCCACACAGCAGCUCAAUACGAUCAGCUCGCAGCUGUCGGACCUGAUUUCAAACAUCACGAAAUUUGACAAACUGCAGCAGCAAUUGGGGACCAAAAGAGACACCCUAGGCCUGCGGAACAACCUGGCUUCGCUCGCUAAGAAGUGCGACUCGUUGCAUUUGCAGGUGGAGAAAAGUAUCACCGAGCUGGAAAACAACCCGGACUCUUUGGAUAACCCGACUUUGCAAUACAACAAACAGAAACUCAAGUCCCAAUGCACAGACAUGUUCCGCAACUACCAAUUAAUUCUGCGAGCGUAUAAUGAGCGGUUGCAAUCCGUUGUAGUGAACGAGGAAUACGACUCGAACCAACAGAAUUCUGCUCCGAUCGAAACCACGCCUCUGUUGGCUCAGCAACAAGAACCGCAAAUUAGCAAGGCAGAAUUAGAUUUCCACGAGUCGGUCAUCCAGCAAAGAGAACACGCUAUCGACAACAUCUCCCGUGGAGUCCAGGAUAUCAACAAGAUCUUCGAAGACUUAAAUGAGAUCGUUAACCAACAAGGAGAACAAAUAGAUACCAUCGAAGAUAACCUACUGGCAUACACCAGCGAUAACCAGCAGGCCCAUCGCGAGCUGGUUAAGGCGGAUGCGUAUCAAAAGAAAAAGCGGAAAUGGACGUGUAUAUUGCUGGUGGUAUUGGUCGUUGUCUUAUUGAUAGUGAUUGCUCUAAUGAGUUAA